CCCCUUUUAUUCCGGUUUUUAUUUUUUCUUUUCGAUUUUUUUUUUUUUUUAAAGCGCAGGUCGGCGCUCGCAUCCCAAUCCCUCCCUCCUCAAGUCACCUACCCUCGUCAAAUCUGAAUUUAUAAAUCCUUCAAUGGCCUCCUGCCUUGCCUCUGGCAUUGUUGAAACCCGCGUCGACUACAUUUACAUUGUUGCUUGGAAGGGUGCCGCAUCUCAAUAAGUUUUCAAUCAAAGCUUAAGAGUUACGUUUCUUUUUUUUCCUUCUUGUUAAGUUUAUUGAUUUUUAAUUCCCCCCCCCCCAACUUCCGGUCUUCCUUUCUUUUUUUCUUUCGUGCGUUCUUUUCGACACCUUUCCGUUUGAUUCUACCCUGUUUAUUUUUUAUCUCUCCACCAAACCGCGACGAUUUUUUUUUCGACUUUUUCGACUCUCUCCUACAUUCUUUUUCUUCUUCUUCUUUUUUGGCACCCUUCCGAGCGCAACAAACAAUGUCAAACUCGUUCGACUUCCUGUCCAACCUGUACUCGACCGGGCUCAACCCUUACACUGCCGUUCCUUUGCCUAUGCCUCACAAGGCGUUCGUCCCGCUCGAUGCUGCCGACCUGCACUCUGCCGUCGCGCUUGCCCCCGAUGCCUCUGCCAACGAUCUGCUGCUUGCCCUCCUCUUCCGCGACCAGCAGCAGCAGCAAGCCAUGUACUUGCAGCAACUGGUGCAGGCCCAAGCCCUCCAGCAGCGUCAAGUCCAGCGCCUCCAAGCGCCAGCACUGCCCAACUGGUCUGAGAUGCUCGCAUUGGUGGACCAGUCCAUCGCCGAUGUGCAGGCAGCUGUUUACUCCCGUCGCGUGUCUGACACGACGUCGCUCAGCUCGGGCGCUUCCCCUUCUUCGAGCAGCAGCAGCGAGCACAGCUUCCCCUUUCUGGACGACGCCGAGACUCUGUCCUCCGGUGCUCAAACGCCCCUGUCGCCCAGUACCAGCGUGUCAAACUCGACCUCUGGCCCAGCCUCCCCGUCAGACGAGACGCCCGUUCCCAAAAAGAAGGCCGCUCGCUCCCCGUCCGAUGCGGCUGCUCAGCCGUCGACCAAGAUUGCCGCCGUCACGGACAGCCAAGGCAACCAGAUGAUCUGCUCCAACUGCGCCACAACCCACACGACGCUUUGGCGCCGUGGCGAGACUGGCAUUGUCUGCAACGCGUGCGGCUUGUACUUUAAGCUGCACGGCGAAGUCCGCCCCAUCAAGCUGCGCAAGGACACCAUCCACUCUCGCAAGCGCAGCAAGCGCAGCAGCGAUGAUGAAGACGCCAGCGCUGUGCCAGUCGUGAACGCUGGCCGCAUUCGCAAGCGGGCCCCAAAAGUCGCAGUCGCUCCCAACAUGGCGGAUGCAGUGAUUUCUGUUGCCACUGCGCUGCCGGCUCUUCCCCAAGCCCAGACGUGUGAUGCUGGCGAUGUGAACCAACAAAUUGCGCGUCUGAUAAUGAUGCCAGAGUACUUCACCGCCGCCCCCGUCGAGUUUGUCAGCAUGUUCUCUCUGUGAGCGCGUAGUUGUUCUUGUGAUGAUGGUUUGUGUGUCAUGUUAUUGCGUUGUGAUUUGCCUCCACCUUUGUUUUUCUUUUGCAUGAAUACCAAAUAAAAAGAGAUUGAAAAAUGACA
This is a messenger RNA of Capsaspora owczarzaki ATCC 30864, 1646 nucleotides long. RefSeq lists its product as hypothetical. Gene Ontology annotation, molecular function: zinc ion binding; RNA polymerase II cis-regulatory region sequence-specific DNA binding; DNA-binding transcription factor activity, RNA polymerase II-specific. The record is from RefSeq and is a predicted model, not a curated record. Lineage: Eukaryota; Filasterea; Ministeriida; Capsasporidae. Bases 487 to 1530 code for a protein of 347 amino acids. Gene Ontology annotation, biological process: positive regulation of transcription by RNA polymerase II; negative regulation of transcription by RNA polymerase II. The transcript has 2 exons.